This is a messenger RNA of Sitophilus oryzae (rice weevil), 1224 nucleotides long. RefSeq lists its product as uncharacterized. The transcript has a single exon. The coding region runs from base 1 to 1224 and encodes 407 amino acids. The record is from RefSeq and is a predicted model, not a curated record. Lineage: Eukaryota; Metazoa; Arthropoda; Insecta; Coleoptera; Curculionidae.
AUGAGUUAUAACAUCUUAAAAGUUAAUGAAAGUGUUACACAAGAUGAUUCAAUAGUGAGCUAUCAGUAUCACACUCACCAACCCUAUUCAUCUACAACCUUGAACAACAACGAUGAAAUUAGAAUCCCAAUACAAACUCAAGAUCUGUAUACUUUACCAAGUCAGAGUUACCUCUAUAUUGAAGGAAAAUUAACAAAAUCUGACAACACAGCAAGUGCUGAUGUACAAUUUGUGAAUAAUGGUGUUGCUUUUUUGUUUGAUGAAAUUCGCUAUGAAAUGGGAGGAGUAAUUGUUGAUAGAGUUAGAAAUCCUGGAGUUACAUCAACUAUGAAAGGUUAUAUUUCAUUUACUCCUACAGAGGCUAACGGUUUACAUAACGCCGGGUGGCAUGAUACAAAGAAUCCAUCAUUAAUCGAUGGCAAUGGAAAUUUUAAUGUUUGCAUACCAUUGAAAAUGCUGAUGGGUUUUGCUGAAGACUAUCAUAAAAUUGUAAUGAAUGUAAAACAAGAACUAGUCCUCAUACGAAAUAAUUCUGAUUUUAAUGCCAUUCAUUCAGCUAAUGAAACAAAGGAUAGCUAUAAGAUCACUUUGAAUAAAGUGUUGUGGAAAAUGCCUCAUAUAUCAGUUAAUGAUAGUCAAAAAUUACGAUUACUAAAAAAUUUUGAAAACAACAGAGAUUUACCGAUUGCCUUUAGGAGUUGGGAACUGCAUGAAUAUCCAGAAUUGCAACAAACUAAAAACCAUACAUGGGCUGUUAAAUCGAGUAAUCAGUUGGAAAAACCUCGUUAUAUUAUUAUUGGAUUUCAAACAGAUGUAAAAAAUCAUAUAACAAAAAAUAUGAGUCGAUUUCAACACUGUAACUUGACCAAUUUAAAAGUAUAUUUAAACUCAGAAGUAUAUCCUUAUGACAAUUUAAAUAUAGAUUUUACUAAUAAUAGAUAUGCAGUCCUAUAUGAAAUGUAUACUCAGUUCCAAAAAUCAUACUACUAUAAAGCGUUUAGUGAACCAACCUACUAUCCCAUUCUAUUCAAGAACAAUGCCCCUCUGGUGGUCAUUGAUUGUUCACGUCAAGGAGAGGAUAUUUUAAAGGGUGGUGCAGUCGAUAUUCGUAUUGAGUUUGAAACAAGUGAAGCAAUCCCUGCCAAGACUACUGCAUAUUGUCUAAUUUUACAUGAUAAAUUAGUAAAGUACAACCCAUUAACUAGUACCAUAAGAGUACUCUAA